Messenger RNA from Musca vetustissima, 1728 nucleotides. RefSeq names its product transmembrane protein 87A. NCBI's taxonomy places the organism in Eukaryota, Metazoa, Arthropoda, Insecta, Diptera, Muscidae. Bases 29 to 1720 code for a protein of 563 amino acids. Gene Ontology annotation, biological process: retrograde transport, endosome to Golgi. The transcript has 10 exons. The record is from RefSeq and is a predicted model, not a curated record. Gene Ontology annotation, cellular component: Golgi apparatus; membrane.
GACCGGCAAAUUGUAAGGCAUAACAAAAAUGCUGACAACAAAACAAAUAAAACAGUUUCUGUAUUGGGUGACGUUGCUGGAAAUAUGGGGGAUUGUUUCAUGUGUAUCAGAUCCAGGAAUAACAAAAUUUACUUUAUCUCCAAAUGCUCCAACGGAGAGGGAAAUGAGACCCCUAUUGGCCAAUACAAAAAUCUAUGCAAAAUUGGAGUGUGAAGCUAAUAUCGAAACUGAAUUCGAUAUCAUAAUUAGUACAUCGCUGGUGGAGAGACAAUGUUGGUUCGAUGCCCCCGAGGUCCAAAAAGCAUUCGACAUAUUGGAAAGUCAACAAAGAGCUCAAAAUCAAAGCGCCCAAGUUGUGCAUAAAUAUCAAAUAGCCGGUACAUGUCCACAUCAUUUAAUUGUUUUGGAAAUACCUAACAAUGAGGUUCAGGGUGCUGUUGGAGCUAAUGCUUUGACAUCGGCUGAUACGGCAACGGUGAAGCCCGGUGAUACAACAUCACAAUUGACUGCUAAAUCCCCUGCUGAUACUUUGAAAAAUGCCAAACAUCCACUGUCGCCAACCAAUCGUCCCUUAUAUACCAUUUCGCAUGAUGGUAUCUAUGAACUAUCCAUAACUGUUGAAACAAAAACACCAGAACCUACAGAUUUUUCAGCCAUGGUCACAGUGGAAAUGUUGGGUCCAUAUGGUUAUAUAUCAGCUACCGAUUUUCCAUUUUUACCGUUCUAUGGUAUAAUGUGCAUUGUCUACGUAAUAUUUGGUGUCAUUUGGUUGGGUGUAUCCUUUAUGCAAUGGCGUGAUUUAUUGCGUAUACAAUUCUGGAUAGGUGGUGUCAUUCUAUUGGGCAUGUUGGAAAAGGCAUUUUUCUAUGCUGAAUAUCAUUCGGUAAAUACAAGUGGUGUUUCGGUGCCGGGCGCUGAAUUAACUGCUGAAUUUGUAUCGUGUGCCAAAAGAACAUUGGCUCGCAUGUUGGUGAUCAUCAUGAGUUUGGGUUUUGGUAUUGUAAAACCUCGUCUGGGCCCAUUACUACAUCGUGUGGUAGGUGUUGGCCUCUUGUAUUUCUUGUUGGCCUGUGUUGAAAGUUAUUUACGUGUUAUGCGUAACAAACCGGAUGUGCAAAAUGAAUUAUUGGUGGCCAGUAUUCCUUUGGCAGUUUUAGACACUGGAAUUUGUUGGUGGAUCUUUACAUCAUUGGUACAGACCACACGUACUCUACGUUUACGAAGAAACAUGGUCAAAUUGUCUUUGUAUAGACAUUUCACAAAUACAUUAAUAUUUUCUGUAAUUGCUUCCGUUAUAUUUAUGUUGUAUGCUUUACGUUUACGUAAAGCUGAAAAUUGCACGCCGGGUUGGCGUAAUAUAUGGAUUGAUACAGCAUUUUGGCAUAUCCUAUUCUCAGUUUUGUUAUUGGUUAUCAUGAUUUUGUGGCGUCCCACAAAUAAUAAUCAACGAUAUGCAUUUACACCACUGCUCGAUAAUCCCGAAGACGAAGAUGAUGAGGAAGAGGAUCAAUUUGUGGCAGAUGUAUAUGGUGUGAAAAUGCGUGGCACCAACAGUAACGGAGCCAAAACACCGCCAUCCAAAACGACAACCAACGAAGAAGAUGAUCUACGUUGGGUCGAAGAAAAUAUACCCGAAUCAAUGGCUGAUGUUACAUUACCCGCCCUUGAUUCUGACGAAGAAAUUAUCAAUACGAAAUUCGAAGUGUCGAAAAUGCAAUAGAUCAUCGA